UCAGAAUCAUAAUAGAGGAAACGAACCUUAAAAAGAGCACGUAAAAUAUAAAGAAGAAACAAUUAUGACGAAGAAAAAAGAAGAUACUGCUAGGGAUGAUGAUGGUGAUGGUGAUGGUAGUAAUAAUGGUGAUAAAGAAGAACAGAAAGUAGCAAUGUACAAGUUAUUUGCAUUCGCAGAUAAAUAUGAUGUUGUUUUAAUGGUGGUUGGUACAAUUUGCGCAAUUGCUAAUGGAUUAGCACAACCUCUUAUGACGUUAAUCUUUGGUCAGCUCAUUAACUCGUUUGGUGCAUCUGAUCGUUUUCAUGUUGUUCAUGCAGUUUCAAAGGUUUGUUUGAACUUCGUAUACUUGGCUAUCGGUACUGGAAUUGCUUCUUUCCUCCAGGUGUCAUGUUGGAUGGUGACUGGAGAAAGACAAGCGGCUCGUAUCCGAGGGCUUUACUUGAAAACUAUUCUCAGGCAGGACAUAACAUUUUUCGAUACUGAAACAACAACUGGUGAAGUUAUUGGAAGAAUGUCUGGAGACACCGUUCUCAUACAAGAUGCACUGGGCGAAAAGGUUGGGAAGUUUAUACAACUGGUCUCGACUUUCAUUGGUGGCUUUGUUGUUGCAUUCACCAGAGGAUGGCUUCUCUCCAUGGUAAUGUUAGCAUGUGUUCCUCUAAUCGUUGGUACUGGUGCUGCCAUGCAUAUAUACAUGUCCAAAUUGUCUAGUCGUGCGCAAAUUGCAUACGCUGAAGCUGGAAAUGUUGUUGAACAAACCGUAGGAUCAAUUCGAACGGUCGUGUCUUUCACAGGGGAAAAUCUAGCCAUUGAAAAGUACAACAGAUUGAUAGCAGUUGCUUAUAAUUCUACUGUAAAACAAGGAUGGAUCUCUGGCUUAGGACUUGGCACAGUCCUUACAGUUGUAUUUUGCAGUUAUAGUUUAGCUGUUUGGUUCGGUUCCAAUAUCAUCAUAAAGAGAGGCUACAAUGGUGGACAAGUCAUCAACGUCAUAAUAGCGAUUAUGACCGGUGGAAUGUCUCUUGGUCAAGCAUUGCCAUCCUUGAAUGCAUUUGCAGCAGGGCAAGCUGCAGCUUACAAGAUGUUUGAGGCUAUCAGAAGAAAACCACUGAUUGAUGCCUACGAUACCAGUGGUACUACGUUAGAAAAUAUGGAGGGCAAUAUUGAAUUAAAGCAAGUGUACUUCAGCUACCCAGCAAGGCCUGAUCACCAAAUAUUUUCUGGUUUUUCAUUUGCUGUUCGAAGUGGAACCACCGCAGCUUUGGUAGGACAAAGCGGAAGCGGAAAAUCAACCGUGAUUAGUUUAGUAGAGAGAUUUUACGACCCCCAAGCUGGAGAAGUUCUUAUUGAUGGCGUGAACUUGAAGAACAUCCAACUGAAAUGGAUAAGGGAGAAAAUUGGGUUAGUAAGCCAAGAACCAAUAUUAUUCACGACCACCAUAAGAGGGAACAUCGCAUAUGGGAAGGAUAAUGCUACUGAUGCAGAGAUAAGGACAGCUAUACAACUUGCAAAUGCUGCAAAUUUUAUCGAUAAGUUGCCUCAGGGACUAGAUACUUUGGUAGGCGAACACGGAACCCAACUUUCAGGUGGACAAAAACAAAGAAUUGCUAUCGCAAGAGCCAUUUUGAAGAACCCAAAGAUACUACUUCUUGAUGAAGCAACUAGUGCGCUAGAUGCAGAAUCUGAAAAAAUAGUUCAAGAUGCCCUAGUAAGAGUCAUGACGAAUCGGACAACUAUAGUAGUUGCACACCGCUUGACAACCAUAAGAAACGCCGAUCUGAUUGCAGUAGUUCACCAAGGAAAAAUAGUAGAGCAAGGUACGCACACAGAGCUAAUCCAGGACCCUGACGGUGCUUACUCGCAGCUCAUACUUUUACAAGAAGGGAAAAGAGAAAGCGAGGUUGCAACAACUUCGAAUCUAGAUGAUGUAAGAAUGUCGAGUUCUGAUGCAGCUAAUAAGUACAUGAACAGGUCUAGCAGUAGAAGACAGUCUACAGGAUUAUCCAGAAGUCAACGUUCUUUAUCUAUUAGCGUUGGUGUUCCUGGUGGCGGAAUUGAACAUAUAAAAGAGGAAAACAAUGAGACGGAGGAAGUGCAGAAUAACUACUCGUUUACCAGGCUGAUGUGGAUGAACAUGCCAGAGUUACCAGUUCUGAUCAUCGGAACAAUUGCUGCUGCCGUUCAUGGUGCGAUCUUUCCAGUUUUUGGACUUCUGCUCUCGUCUGCUAUCAAGAUGUUUUAUGAACCACCGCAUGAACUGCAUAAGGAUUCUGCGCAUUGGUCUUUAAUUUAUGUGGGUUUAGCUGGCGCAGCUUUCAUUUCCAUUCCAUGCCAACUAUACUUUUUCGGAAUUGCUGGUGGUAAACUAAUUCAGCGAAUUCGGUCCAUGUGUUAUGCAAAAGUGAUGCAUCAAGAAAUUAGUUGGUUUGACGAUCCUGCAAAUUCAAGUGGGGCAAUAGGUGCAAGGUUAUCGACGGAUGCUUCCAAUGUGAGGAGUCUCGUAGGGGAUACAUUUGCCUUAAUUGUUCAGAACAUCUCGACGGUCACAGCAGGGCUUAUUAUAGCUUUUACGGCUAAUUGGCUAUUAACAAUGAUUGUCUUAUUUUUCUCGUUCUUUAUAGGGUUACAAUCAUAUUUUCAGAUGAAGUCUGUAAAAGGCUUCAGCGGGAAUGCGAAGGUUAUGUAUGAAGAAGCUAGUCAGAUUGCAAAUGAUGCUGUUGGCAACAUUCGAACCGUCGCAUCAUUUUGUGCAGAACAAAAAAUAAUGGAUCAUUACCAAGAAAAAUGCAAGGGACCCAUGAAAGCAGGAGUUAAGACAGGGGUUGUCAGUGGUGUAGGUUUUGGCAUUUCCUUUGCCGUACUUUACUGUAUCAAUGCACUUGUUUUCUACAUUGGAGCUCGACUUAUCAAAGAUGAGAAAGCAACUUUUGGACAGGUUUUCAAGGUUUUCUUUGCUGUGGUUAUGGCAGCAAUGGGAGUUUCACAAACAAGUGCAAUUUCUCCAGAUUCUAACAAAGCCAAGGAUUCUGCUGCUUCUAUUUUUAAAAUCCUUGAUAGUAAACCUAAGAUCGAUUCAAGCAGCGAUAAGGGGAUAACGCCAGAAAUUAUAAAAUGUGACAUUGAAUUGCAAAACGUCAGCUUCAAGUACCCAACUCGUCCUGAUGUUCAAAUCUUCAGAGAUUUGUGUCUGAGCAUCCCCUCUGGAAAGACUGUAGCACUUGUGGGAGAGAGUGGCAGUGGAAAAUCAACUGUGAUAAGCUUGUUAGAGAGGUUCUAUGAUCCAGAUGCUGGUCGUAUAUUGCUAGAUGGAGUUGAUAUCCAAAAUCUCAAACUAAGUUGGUUAAGGCAGCAAAUGGGUUUAGUGAGCCAGGAACCUGUAUUAUUCAACGAAACAUUACGAACAAAUAUUUCUUAUGGAAAACCAGACGCAUCAGAAAAAGAUAUCAUUGCAGCUACUACAACAGCCAAUGCACAUCAUUUCAUAUCAGCUCUUCCAAGAGGUUACGAUACGUCAGUAGGUGAACGAGGAGUACAAUUAUCUGGUGGUCAAAAACAAAGAAUAGCAAUAGCCAGGGCAAUCUUGAAAGACCCAAAGAUCCUUUUACUUGAUGAAGCAACAAGUGCACUUGAUGCUGAGUCGGAGAGAAUUGUACAGGAAGCGCUGGAUAGGGUAACGGUAAACAGAACGACUGUUGUUGUUGCUCAUCGUCUCUCUACGAUCAAAGGUGCUGAUAUAAUUGCGGUCGUUAAGAACGGAUCUAUAGCUGAAAAUGGUAAACACGAGGACCUUAUAAGAAUGAACGGAGGAGCAUAUGCAUCUCUUGUUGCACUUCAUAUGAGUUCUUCGUAACAUCUUUUUUUUUUUAGUUUCUAUAGUUGUGGCGUUGUGGCUCAAUUUUACAUAGCCUUCCAAUGAGUAAAAAUUUGAAAUAUAG
Messenger RNA from Papaver somniferum (opium poppy), 3938 nucleotides. RefSeq names its product ABC transporter B family member 9-like. Gene Ontology annotation, cellular component: membrane. The record is from RefSeq and is a predicted model, not a curated record. NCBI's taxonomy places the organism in Eukaryota, Viridiplantae, Streptophyta, Magnoliopsida, Ranunculales, Papaveraceae. The transcript is spliced from 13 exons. The coding region runs from base 65 to 3853 and encodes 1262 amino acids. Gene Ontology annotation, molecular function: ATP hydrolysis activity; ATP binding; ABC-type transporter activity. Gene Ontology annotation, biological process: transmembrane transport.